GCCUGGGACGGGCGCACUUGGCACCACCACGGCGCAGCCGGGGGCUUCCUGCUGCGCGUCCGGCCUCGGCUGUAUGGCGGGGGCGGUGAAUUGCUGGCCCCCGCGUGGCUGCGGGCACUCGGGGCGCUCUUGCUGCUCUCCCUGUCUGCCCUGUUCAGCGGCCUGCGCCUGAGCCUGCUCUCUCUGGACCCAGUGGAGUUACGGGUGCUGCGGAACAGCGGCUCGGCCACCGAGCAGGAGCAGGCGCGCCGCGUGCAGGCCGUGCGCGGCCGAGGAACCCAUCUGGUCUGCACCCUGCUCCUGGGUCAAGCCGGAGCCAACGCGGCCUUGGCCGGCUGGCUAUACGCCUCACUGCCGCCGGGCGUCGGGGGCACCGGGGAAGACUACAGCGAGGCAGGGAUUCACUUCCCAUGGCUGCCGGCGCUCGUGUGCACCGGCGCUGUGUUCCUGGGCGCCGAGAUCUGCCCCUACUCGGUGUGUUCACGGCACGGACUGGCCAUCGCGUCGCACAGCGUGUGCCUGACCCGACUCCUGAUGGCAGCCGCCUUCCCUGUGUGCUACCCGCUGGGCCGCCUGCUGGACUGGGCGCUGCGCCAGGAGAUCAGCACCUUCUACACGCGGGAGAAGCUGCUGGAGACUUUGAGGGCCGCAGACCCCUACAACGACCUGGUGAAGGAGGAGCUCAACAUCAUCCAGGGCGCCCUGGAGCUACGCACUAAAGUGGUGGAGGAGGUGCUGACUCCUCUCGGGGACUGCUUCAUGUUGUGCUCAGACGCAGUGCUGGACUUCGCCACGGUCUCUGAGAUUCUGCGCAGCGGCUACACUCGUAUACCGGUGUACGAGGGCGACCAGCGGCAUAAUAUUGUGGACAUUCUGUUUGUCAAGGAUUUGGCUUUCGUCGAUCCCGACGACUGCACUCCGCUCCUCACCGUCACCCGCUUCUACAACAGGCCCCUGCACUGCGUCUUUAAUGAUACCAGGCUGGACACGGUGCUGGAGGAGUUUAAGAAGGGAAAGUCCCAUCUGGCCAUUGUUCAGCGAGUGAAUAACGAGGGAGAAGGAGACCCCUUCUAUGAGGUGAUGGGCAUUGUCACGCUAGAGGACAUCAUAGAGGAGAUCAUCAAAUCGGAAAUCCUGGAUGAAACUGACCUGUACACUGACAACCGGAAAAAGCAGAGGGUCCCACACCGGGAGAGGAAGCGGCACGACUUCUCCUUGUUCAAGCUUUCGGACUCAGAGAUGAGGGUGAAAAUCUCACCACAGCUCCUGCUGGCCACACACCGCUUUAUGGCCACAGAAGUGGAGCCCUUUAAGUCUCUAUACCUUUCGGAGAAGAUCCUGCUGCGGCUCCUGAAGCAUCCCAACGUGAUCCAGGAGCUGAAGUUCGAUGAGAAGAAUAAGAAAGCCCCGGAACACUACCUCUACCAACGCAACCGCCCUGUGGACUACUUUGUGUUACUUCUACAGGGUAAAGUGGAGGUGGAGGUUGGUAAGGAGGGCCUUCGCUUCGAGAAUGGAGCCUUCACCUACUACGGGGUCCCAGCCAUUAUGACCUCUGCUUGCUCAGAUAACGACGUGCGGAAGGUUGGAAGCCUAGCAGGAUCCUCUGCCUUUCUAAACCGGUCCCCUUCUCGCUGCAGCGGGUUGAAUCGCUGUGAGUCUCCAAACCGCGAGCGCAGCGACUUUGGGGGGAGCAACACCCAGCUGUGCAGCAGCAGCAACAACCUGUACACGCCCGACUACUCGGUCCACAUCCUCAGUGAUGUGCAGUUUGUGAAGAUCACACGGCAGCAGUACCAGAACGCACUUACCGCCUGCCACAUGGACAGCUCACCCCAGUCUCCCGACAUGGAGGCCUUCACUGUCGGAGACGGUACCAAGGCCCUGACUGCCAGGGGCACACCCCAGACCCCCAAGGAUGACCCUGCUGUCACCCUCCUGAAUGACAGGCGCAACCUGCCGUCAUCAGAUAGUGAAUGUUGUAACAUCAAGCUGGACACAGAGACCAGUCCCUGCAGUAGCGACUUUGAGGAAAGUGUGGACAAGAAGCUGCUGAGAACCUUGAGUGGUCGAAAAAGGAAAAAGUCACCAGAUGGGGAGAGAACUUCUGAGGAGAACUCCAAUUUAACGCCAUUGAUCACAUGACAGGGAAAAGACAGUAUUCCCCUGGUGUAUGAGACUCCAGAGCUGUGGAGGAGAACCCACCCUCCCAUCACCUGCUUCACCCUGAGGCCUCCCACAGGUGACAGGGUGUUCACCUUCCUUUCCAUCUCAUCGCCUCUGCUGUCAGUUCGGCACAUUUUCCCUCUUUGCCUCCAUUUUGACUCAGAGCCUUCCUGCGGCCAUAACGGAAGGAGGUACCUCCAGUGGGAUAGGUUAGAAAUGGUCGUGCCCAUUGCACAGUCUGGGACUGGAGAAGAAAUAAAUCCAAGCUAGCAAUGCCCCUCUGGGGCCCCUGAUGCCCUUCUUUAUUCUUCGGGGAUCCCCUGAUACCAUA
Messenger RNA from Orycteropus afer afer, 2497 nucleotides. NCBI's taxonomy places the organism in Eukaryota, Metazoa, Chordata, Mammalia, Tubulidentata, Orycteropodidae. The record is from RefSeq and is a predicted model, not a curated record.